Molecule: messenger RNA, 4050 nt
Organism: Paramisgurnus dabryanus
Lineage: Eukaryota; Metazoa; Chordata; Actinopteri; Cypriniformes; Cobitidae
Gene: cpt1aa
Product: carnitine palmitoyltransferase 1Aa (liver)
Biological process (GO): fatty acid metabolic process; carnitine metabolic process
Cellular component (GO): mitochondrion
Molecular function (GO): carnitine O-palmitoyltransferase activity
Source: RefSeq, a predicted model, not a curated record
UCAUGGUUCAGUCUUGUGCUGUGUUGUUAAAGUAAACGGAACUCGAAAAAAAUCUGGGAUAAAACGUCGUCUUGUAACCGAAUCCGUUGUAAUAUUUAACUUAAUGAAUGUCCGGUUGUAAUAUAGCUUAUAGAUCUGUCCUGGAGAAGUGAUCUACAGAUAAGACGUUAUUAGUGCUGACUCAGGAUGGCAGAAGCUCAUCAGGCAGUGGCCUUUCAGUUCACUGUGACCCCUGAUGGCAUCGACCUUCAGCUCAGUCACGAAGCUCUUCGGCAGGUCUAUUUGUCCGGUCUUCAUUCCUGGAAGAAGAGAUUUGUCCAGUUUAAGAAUGGGGUUUUAAAUGGGGUGUACCCAGGAAGUGCACCAGGCUUCAUGCUGGUGAUGGCAGGAUACAUGGGAAGAGCACAUUAUUUAAAAGUGGACCCUUCCUUAGGCUUGCUUGUCAAACUUGGGAAAUAUCUUCCGGUCAGUAGGUACAUGUCUCAUCAAAAUCAGAUGUUAGUUGGAGGUGUCAUAGUGGGCACUGGUCUGUGGAUUGGCAUCAUAUUUACCAUGAGGAAUGUCCUGAAGUGCCUGUUGUCCUGGCAUGGCUGGAUGAAUGGGCCCCGGGGAAAACUGACCUGGAAAAUUCAACUUUGGCUGAUACUAAUGAAGAUUUUUUCGGGCAUGCAAACACCAAUGCUAUACAGCUUCCAGACUUCACUUCCUCAUUUACCUCUGCCCUCUGUGAAGGACACAAUGAAGAGAUAUCUUGAGUCAGUCCGGGCACUCCUGAAUGAUGAGGAAUACCAAAGAAUGGAAAGUCUUGCGCUGGACUUUCAAAAGAACCUUGGACCAAAACUUCAGUGGUACCUCAAACUGAAGUAUUGGUGGGCCACCAAUUACGUCAGUGAUUGGUGGGAAGAAUAUAUCUAUUUGAGAGGUCGUGGGCCAAUCAUGGUUAACAGCAACUAUUAUGCAAUGGACUUUCUGUAUGUUUUUCCCACACAUCUGCAAGCAGCGAGAGCUGGUAAUGCCAUUCAUGCCAUCAUGCUUUACAGGAGGAAACUGGACCGGGCUCAGAUUAAGCCGCUUAUGCUUCAAAACACCAUCCCCAUGUGCUCGUCCCAAUAUGAGCGUAUGUUCAACACAAGUCGCAUCCCAGGCAUAGAAACAGACUCUGUUCAGCAUGUGUCCGACAGCCGACAUAUUGUGGUGUUUCACCGGGGCCGCUACUUUAAAGUGUGGCUUUUCUAUGAUGGACGGUUGCUUUUGCCACGGGAGAUAGAGCAGCAGAUGGAGAGAAUCCUGAUGGACACGUCAGAGCCGCAGCCUGGAGAGGAAAACCUCGCUGCCCUUACUGCAGGAAACAGAGUGCCUUGGGCGUGUGCCCGUAAUGCAUACUUUAGACACGGCAGGAACAAACAGUCUUUGGAUGCCGUGGAGAAGGCUGCUUUCUUUGUUACUCUGGAUGAUACAGAGCAGCGCUAUGAUCUAAACGAUCCUGUGAAGUCCCUGGACCGCUACGCCAAAUCCCUGCUCCACGGGAAAUGUUAUGAUAGGUGGUUUGAUAAGUCCUUCAACAUGAUCAUUUUCAAGAAUGGAACAAUGGGCAUUAAUGCAGAACACAGCUGGGCUGAUGCUCCCAUCAUUGGCCACCUCUGGGAGCAUGUGCUCUCGAUGGACCCUGUUAAGCUGGGCUACGCAGCAGAUGGUCACUGUAAAGGAGAACCUCACCCUCAUCUCCCAGGACCGCAAAGGCUCCAGUGGAGUAUCCCACCUGAGUGCCAGACGAUGAUCACCAACUCUCUGUCUGUGGCUGAGGCUUUGGCUGAUGAUGUGGAUUCUCACAUCAUCCCCUUCAGUGACUUUGGAAAAGGCCUGAUCAAGAAGUGUAGGACCAGCCCAGAUGCCUUUAUCCAGCUUGCACUACAACUGGCCCAUUUUAAAGACAAAGGGAAGUUUUGCUUGACUUAUGAGGCAUCAAUGACACGUUUAUUCAAAGAAGGACGAACAGAAACAGUGCGCUCCUGCACUGUGGAGUCGUGUGCCUUUGUUCGCUCCAUGGUCAACAACGACACGAGAGAACAGAAACUCGGCUUACUGAAGCUGGCUGCUGAGAAACACCAGCAGAUGUACAGACUGGCAAUGACUGGCAAGGGCAUUGACCGCCAUCUCUUCUGCCUCUACGUAGUGUCUAAAUAUCUUGGGCAGGACUCUCCUUUUCUCCAAGAGGUGCUAUCAGAGCCUUGGAAACUCUCCACCAGUCAAACUCCUCUACAGCAGCUGGAGCUGUUUGACCUGGUGAGACACCCCGAGUAUGUUACAAGCGGAGGGGGGUUCGGACCGGUUGCUGAUGAUGGUUAUGGUGUGGCAUAUGUGAUUGUCGGAGAAAACCUCAUCAAUUUCCACAUCUCUUCCAAGCGUUCCAGCCCAGAGACGGACUCUCAUCGGUUUGGAAACAAUAUCAGACAAGCAAUGCUUGAUAUGCUUGAUCUCUUUCAGCUCGACACUAACAACCCAAAGUAAUUUGAUUGGUGGAAAAAUAUACACAUUUUAAAUUUUUACCUGAACUAUAGGUCUGCAUUAUUAUUGUUGAGAGAAACUUGAAUUUUUUUUUUUUUUUUUUUUGAUGAACCUUUUUCUUUUGUUGUCUUGUUUGUUUGCAUGUUUGUGAGAGAUGCUGCAUAUAAAAGAGAGAAAUAGGGAGCAAGUGUGAGUUUCUUCAAGGAAUCUCAUUCUGUGAUGGUAUGUGUUGGUGCCUUAACAUGUGUCUUCACUCAACAGUUCAAUGCAGGUGAUGUGAAAUGUAAAGCAUUUCAUUAUCAGGACCUUAUUUACCAAGACAUGUUUCUGGCACUCAGUAUAUUUAACUAAAUCUAUCUUAACUAAAUCCACAAAAAGAUGAAAUAUUCUCAUGACUGUUAAAAGAAGCAUAUUAAUAAUUAGCUUGGCCUGGCUUUUGUUGGCGCUUUGAUCUGUUAUCCUAACUGAAAUGUUCAAUUGUAAAUUGAAGGAAAGCACAGCUCUGCAUUUGUCUUCUUUUGUUUCCAUUGCUCCAUAUUAAGAGAUGAGGGGAAGGAUGGAAUUACACCUUCUGACCGACCGAAUAUCCCUAAACCUUAUAUCAACUUGCUGUUAUUUAUUUUAUUGAAGGUGCUGAUGCUCAUAUAAUGCAUCUUCACAUAAAUGUACAUUUUUUUUUGCCUUCAUUAUGUUCUUAAGUUCCUUUUAAGGUUUUACGUUAUUUUUUGGAAAAUGUAGAAAUACAUUAUUUUAGUUUAAGUGGGACGCCACCUGAAACAAAGGGGAAAAAUAUGUUAAGUUUCACUUAUAACAUGUUUGCCCCUGAUGUUACAAUGACUUCCUCAGUAUGCCUUUUAACGAUGCAUGUGAAGCAUUUAAUGUUACAGCCGAAUCCUAUUAAUGAAUAAAUGCAAUAUUUCCUCUGCUUCAUCAAACUCGACAUACUCAGCAUCUAGCCGGGUGUACCCAUUUCCCACCUGCUUCAUGAACUGGCUGACCAUCAAUGAGCAGAUGUUUUUCAGCUCCACAUAUCUAGUUUCCAUGAGAAAACCUAUGGUUAAAUACCAGAAAUGUUUUUAUAAAUGCAGCUGAAGGAGCUUGGUUAGGUUAUGUCAGCAAUAAGGCAACUUUUUCAAAAGUAAUGCAGAUCCAGAAUAACAGAUCCAAUCUCAAUGCUGUUAAAGUUUUCCCCACAUAAACCAGUGAUUGAUGUACUACUUGCCAAAAUAUUAUUUAAGUGUUACAAACUGCUUGGAAGAAACUGAUUGUACGCAACUUUUCCUUUGCAAUGUUCUUCUCUAAACUGUUUUCCUUUUAUAUUCCUGGAUCGAUCUCUGUUCAAUGUGUGAGGCUGAAAAUUGUGAAAAAUACAUUGUACAUGUUAAGACAUAUUUGGAUAUUUUUUUCAUGAAAAAAUACUUAUUUUGAUUACCUUAUUUGCCACACAUGACCUUUUGUUUAACACAUCUGUUCUUGCAAUAUCAAUUAUUAUUCUCAGUUUUCUUUUCAGAAAAGAUCAAAAAAUAAAGAACAACAAUAACAAUA